Molecule: messenger RNA, 354 nt
Organism: Trichophyton verrucosum HKI 0517
Lineage: Eukaryota; Fungi; Ascomycota; Eurotiomycetes; Onygenales; Arthrodermataceae
Exons: 1
Coding region: 1-354 (117 amino acids)
Source: RefSeq, a predicted model, not a curated record
AUGGCUGGCACUGAAGACCACUUCCCUGGCCCUGACAACCCAUCCAAGAUGCGCCGCAGUGUUGAAAAUGCCGAGCAUGUCGGUAUGCAUAUAUUGCCCAUCGUUACAUUCAUGCAGUAUCUGACUUUCCUUGCAGGCUUGUUCGCUCCCAGAGUCGGUCAGCAAUACCGUGAUGAGCAACGUCGUCGUCGCUCUCAGUUCGACCGUGGCACUACCGCAGCCGAGCGUGAAUCUCACUGGACUCGUGACUGGCCAGCCCACUCUGAUCGUAUGGAACAGAUGCGUCCCAGCAUUAUGAGUCCUUGGUAUGAGCCAGCUGGUGGCAGUCGCCAUCAUCACCAUCUCUCUGGAUAA